AUGAAGUUCAUCCUGCCCACCACCCUCGCCGUCCUUGCAUCCACAGCCGUUGCCAAAAACUGCAAUGAGGGAUUCGACUACUGUGCUCUUACUCUCCUGAACAAUGGUGAUUACCACCAGCAGAUCUUGCAAGCCGUGAACGAUUAUGGCAAGAAUCCUGCAAAUUGGAACUAUGACAACUUCCUCUACCAUUGCGAGGGCGGCUCCAACGGAGACAUCAAAAUCACGAAGGAGUGCCCCAAGGGCUGUGUAGACGGUGGAGCUGGUAACGAUGAUCAGUGCCAGUAG
Molecule: messenger RNA, 288 nt
Organism: Penicillium crustosum
Lineage: Eukaryota; Fungi; Ascomycota; Eurotiomycetes; Eurotiales; Aspergillaceae
Exons: 2
Coding region: 1-288 (95 amino acids)
Source: RefSeq, a predicted model, not a curated record